AUGCUGUCUCGCCUCGCGCCCGCCGUCCGCUCUCGCGCGGCGCCCGCGUCUCUGUGCGUUUCCCGCUCCCUUACCGCUCUCACCACGCGCCUGUCGUCCACGCGAGCCCCAGCGCUCGCCGACGUCGGACCCGAUGGCGCUGCCACCUUCGACCAGAAGCAGGCUCAGUUCCGCCAACAGCUAAGGGAGCAACACCAAAAGCGGGAGCGUGAAGAGAGUAGGUCCCCUGCCGGUGAUGAUGUGUCUGCGUCUGUACCCAACAAGCGAUCUGGUUCUCCUUCUCCGUCUUCUUCUUCUUCUUCUUCUCCUUCCUCUCCCAAUGGUAAAGCUACUGGCUCACUUGCAUCCAACCUUACAGGAGAAGCAAAGGCUCGCGAGGAGUCGCAGGAGGGCAGCAAAUCCGAGGGCAAGCUGUCGAGGCUCAUCUACGGCACCACCGAGGGCCGCAACCUCGAUCGCGAGAUGGAGCGCAGCUUCUCGCAGGUCCUAGCUCGCGGCAAGUACGUCCACUCGAUCGUCUUCCAUGAAGUCAAGCCCGACAAGGUGGAUGAGUACGUCAAGCUGGUGGGCGAAUGGUACCCGAAGAUGGCGUCCCUGCCAGAGAAUAAGGUGCACCUGGUCGGCAGCUGGAGGACUGAGGUCGGAGAUUGCGAUACUUUCGUCCACAUCUGGGAGUACCAACGCUACGAGGGCUACCACGCCUCUCUGCACAACAUUCAGUCGCAUCCCGGAUUCCCUGAGUUCGACUCCAAGCUGAAGAAGCUCAUCAACUCGAAGCGCACGUCCCUGAUGCAGGAGUUCUCGUUCUGGCCGACGACCCCGCCCCGCUCACUCGGUGGCGUUUUCGAACUUCGCUCAUACACGCUACACCCGGGCAACCUGUUGGAGUGGGAGACGCACUGGAGGCGCGGUCUCAAUGCGAGGCGCGAGGUCAUGGAGGGCGUCGGCGCCUGGUUCGUUCAGGUCGGUGACCUGAACACAGUGCACCACCUUUGGCAGUUCGCCAACCUGGAGGAGCGCAAGAAGCGUCGUGAGCAGAGCUGGAGCGUCGAGGGUUGGGGAGAGACGGUUCACAAGACGGUGCCGCUCAUUCAGACGAUGAAGAGCCGCAUCCUGAUCCCCAUGAAGUGGAGCCCUGUUGCAUGA
Messenger RNA from Diplodia corticola, 1146 nucleotides. RefSeq names its product nipsnap family protein. Gene Ontology annotation, cellular component: mitochondrion. The record is from RefSeq and is a predicted model, not a curated record. NCBI's taxonomy places the organism in Eukaryota, Fungi, Ascomycota, Dothideomycetes, Botryosphaeriales, Botryosphaeriaceae. The transcript has 2 exons. Bases 1 to 1146 code for a protein of 381 amino acids.